Messenger RNA from Mucor mucedo, 1586 nucleotides. Its product is annotated as DAHP synthetase. The record is from RefSeq and is a predicted model, not a curated record. The transcript has 5 exons. Gene Ontology annotation, biological process: aromatic amino acid biosynthetic process. Gene Ontology annotation, molecular function: 3-deoxy-7-phosphoheptulonate synthase activity. Lineage: Eukaryota; Fungi; Mucoromycota; Mucoromycetes; Mucorales; Mucoraceae. Bases 108 to 1487 code for a protein of 459 amino acids.
AAAAAAAAAAAAAAAAAAAAAAAUUGGGCUUCCCAAAUAAGGACGAUUUUGACUGAAGAAAACUUUUCUCUUUUCUUUUUUUAUCCUUCUCAACCUAAAAUUAAAUAAUGAGUGCUAACUGGACCCCCCAAGAUUGGAAAAACAAGCCUAUCGUCCAAGACGUCAUAUAUGAAGACCAAGAACAUGUGGACCGUGUGUUGAAUAAAUUAAACCGUCUGCCUCCAAUGGUAUCAGCCUCUGAGGUUGACAACUUGAGAUCCCAAUUAAAAGAUGCUGCUCUUGGUAAAUCCUUUUUAUUACAAGGUGGUGAUUGUGCUGAAUUGUUCGACUAUUGUUCUCAAGAUCCUAUUGAAGCUAAACUCAAGGUUUUGUUGCAAAUGUCCCUUGUCUUAACUUGGGGCGCACGUACACCUGUUGUUCGUAUUGCUCGUAUGGCUGGUCAAUACGCUAAACCUCGUUCCAGUCCCAUGGAGAUGCAUGAAGGAAAGGAGAUUCAUUCAUUCAGAGGCGAUAAUGUAAAUGGUUAUGAUCCCAGUGAUCGUAAGCCUGAUCCCGAGCGUUUAUUAGGUGCCUACUUCCAUUCAGCCGCUACUUUAAAUUAUGUGCGUACUUUGCUCGAUUCUGGAUUUGCUGAUUUACAUGAGCCUUCAAAGUGGAAUUUAAGCCACGUGCGAUCUGACAAUGUCAAGAGGGAAUACGAGACAAUUGUGCAACAAUUGACUGACUCACUUGACUUCAUGAAGACCAUUGGAGCUGAUAGUCCCAAUUCGAAUGUAUUAAACUCUGUUGACUUAUUUGUAUCCCAUGAAGCACUUUUAUUAGACUACGAGUCAUGUCUCACGCGUUUAUUAACUUCACCUACAAGUAAGGAAAAGAAGUGGUAUAACACAGGCUCUCACUUUUUGUGGAUUGGUGAUCGUACACGUCAACCUGAUGGAGCUCAUGUAGAAUAUAUGAGAGGCAUUGAAAACCCAAUUGGUAUCAAGGUAGGACCUAGCACUGUGCCCGAAGAAUUGGUGAAUCUAUUGAACACUGUGAAUCCCAAAAAAGAAAUCGGAAAGGUUACUUUGAUCACUCGUUUUGGUGCUGAAAAGGUGGAAAAAUUCUUACCUCAACACAUUGAGGCUGUUCGCAAAUCUGGCCAUAUUCCUGUCUGGGUCUGUGAUCCUAUGCACGGUAAUACAAAAACAGCUUCUGGUAACUUGAAAACACGUCAUUUCAUCGACAUCAUUCAAGAGUUAUCACAAACCUUUAGAGUGCACAAGGAUUGCGCAAGUAAAUUAAAUGGUGUACAUUUCGAAUUAACUGGUGAUUCUGUUACAGAGUGUAUUGGUGGAUCAAUGGAUUUAAGAGAUACAGAUUUAUCUACUAAUUAUCAGACACAUUGCGAUCCCCGCUUAAAUUACGAGCAAUCACUUGACGUCGCCUUCUUGAUUGCUAAAUACUAUGAAAAUGAAAGAAAAAACAAAGAUUUUCCUAAUUUGUGAAAAACGAACACGAUAUCUUUGACAGAAUUCGGCUUGUGUACUAAAUAAAAACAAACUAAAAUUUUAGUUCAAAUUAUAAUGUGAUCACUUGUUACUGCC